Molecule: messenger RNA, 1446 nt
Organism: Sardina pilchardus (European sardine)
Lineage: Eukaryota; Metazoa; Chordata; Actinopteri; Clupeiformes; Clupeidae
Gene: lrtm1
Product: leucine-rich repeat and transmembrane domain-containing protein 1
Exons: 3
Coding region: 175-1326 (383 amino acids)
Cellular component (GO): extracellular matrix
Molecular function (GO): protein binding
Source: RefSeq, a predicted model, not a curated record
GUCAGCCACUGAGACCAGCGACGAGGACCAGCAUCCAGCGGACAUAACUGGGGUUUGACACUGAGCCAUACACAUACACACACACACACACGCACACACACACAAAGUGUGGGGGAGUACUCUACUUCAUCUCCAACAAAAUCUUACAAGAGGAAGAGGAGUGGUCUAUCAGCCAUGACAGGAGGUGUGUUCAAAGCCUUCGCCGUGCUCCUGUUGGUGCUCCGCGUGGCGUCGUCGGCCUGCCCCAAGGAGUGCGCGUGCGACCCCGACGCCAAGACGGUGGACUGCCGCGGCCGCGGCCUCUACGACAUCCCGCGCCACCUGCAGGCCGACACGCUGGAGCUGCACCUGCAGGACAACCGCAUCCGCGGCCUGGGCUCCAUGGCGUUCCGCGAGACGCCGGCGCUGCGCGUGCUGGACCUCGCCAACAACUCCAUCACGUCGGUGUCGCCCAGCGCGCUCCUGGGCCUGCGGGCGCUGCGGCGGCUCAGCCUGGCGCACAACGGCGUGCGCGAGCUGGACCGCCGGCUGCUGGGCUCGGUGCGCAACCUCACGGCGCUGGACCUGUCGCACAACGCCAUCGCCGGCUUGCCCGGCGCGCUGGCCGACAGCAUGCGGCAGCUGCGGCAGCUCUCGCUGCAGAACAACAAGCUGCAGAAGCUGGACCGCAGCCACCUGGAGGCGCUAGAGAGCUUGGAGGGGCUGCAGCUGCGGGGGAACCCCUGGCGCUGCGACUGCCACAUGAUCGCCCUCAAGCUCUGGCUGGAGACCUUCCUCUUCAAGGGUGGUGUGGUGGACGAGGUCACCUGCGCCCAGCCCGACGCCAUGAAAGACAAGGACCUCCAGCAGGUGCCGUACGAGCUCUUCCACUCCUGCAUGGCCACCAGCUACCACUACCUGUUCGCCAACCUGCGCCACCUGGAGUCCGAGCACCGGCACCGCGACGACCACCUGCACCUGCCGGACCUCGGGGGCAUCGGCGGCGGCGGCGGAGGAGGAGGAGGAGGAGGAGGAGAGGGGGGCGGGGGCAGCUCGCUGCCCGAGUGCGAGCCCAAGCAGCGGCCGCGGCCCGUCAACCUGCGGCACGCCAUCGCCACGGUGGUGAUCACGGGCGUGGUGUGCGGCAUCGUGCUGCUGAUGAUGCUGGCGGCGGCCGUCUACGGCUGCGCCUACGCCGCCAUCAUGGCGCGCUACCAGCGCGACCUCAGGAAGGCCGAGGAGCGGGCGACCGCCGCCGCCGUGUCCCUGCCCGACAAGGACGAGAAGGAGAAGACGCCGGGGGGCAAGGCGGACGAGAAGGAGCCGCUGGAGAACACCAUCGCCUGAGCUGAGAGGGCACGAGUGUGUGUGUGUGUGUGUGUGUGUGUGCGCACACGGGAGGGCACGCACGUGACGCCGUAAGGGAUGGGAUGUGACUGGAGUCCUGUGAGCAGACGAUGCAAAGAC